AAGAGAAACGUGGCGGAAAUGUAUUUAUACUAAAACGUGAUGUAUUUUUAAAAGCAAAGAAUCGUGUUUUUAUACGACAACCACAAAACAAAUAUAAACAACCGCGUUCGAAUUUGACUUUUAUUCUGAAGCCGGAAACUGCAUUUGUUGACUGUCGUGACGCUGUUUUAGUUACGUCCGUACGUAUGAAAACUUUUGGCUGUUUUAUUAUUGAUUUAUUAUUUGUUUUUACGCCUCAAAUCGACAGAAGCAGUUAUGGACGAGGAAGAAAAGCUUCAGUGGUCGGAUAUAUUGAAAAGAAGGACAGAAAACAUCAAAAAAGAUGAAAAAGGCGAAAAGGAAGAACAGGACGAGACCACGUUGUUUACUAAAUAUUACACCGAAUGGAAAGGAGGCAAAGACAGAGACCGGUCGUACAAGAACAUCCCACGGUUCUACUACAGGCUGCCAGCAGAGGAUGAGGUGUUACUGCAGAAGCUGAGAGAAGAAUCCAGAGCUGUGUUUCUCCAGAGGAAGAGUCGAGAACUGCUGGACAACGAGGAACUGCAGAACCUGUGGUUCCUCCUGGACAAGCACCAAGUUCCUCCACUGAGUGGAGAUGAGGCCAUGAUCAGCUAUGAAGCCUACCUGCAGGUCGGGGAGAAGGCGGGGCCAAAAUGCAAAAAAUUCUUCACAGCCAGAGUCUUCGCCAAGCUGCUCAACAACGACCCCUAUGGCCGAAUCUCCAUCAUGCAGUUCUUCAACUACGUCAUGAGAAAAGUGUGGCUCCAUCAGACCAGGAUCGGUCUGAGUCUGUACGAUGUGGCAGGACAGGGCUACCUCAGAGAGUCUGACCUGGAGAACUACAUCCUGGAGCUCAUCCCCACGCUGCCUCAGCUGGACGGACUGGAGAAAUCCUUCUACUCCUUUUAUGUCUGCACGGCUGUUCGCAAGUUCUUCUUCUUCCUCGACCCGCUCCGAACAGGAAAGAUUAAAAUUCAGGACAUCCUGGCGUGUAGUUUCCUGGAUGAUUUGUUGGAGCUCAGAGAUGAGGAGUUGUCCAAGGAGAGUCAGGAGUCCAACUGGUUCUCAGCACCGUCAGCUCUCAGAGUCUACGGUAAGGAGGUGGUCCAACCUCUGGAUCAUCAUNNNAUGUUGAGCAAAGAGGAGCUGUCUCGUUACGGCACAGCGACUCUCACGCCCGUGUUUCUGGACAGAGUGUUCCAGGAGUAUCUCACCUACGACGGUGAAAUGGACUAUAAGACCUACCUGGACUUCGUGUUGGCCUUGGAGAACAGGAAGGAGCCGGCGGCGCUGCAGUACAUCUUCAAACUCCUGGAUAUGGAGAACCUGGGAUAUCUGAACGUCUUCUCCCUGAACUACUUCUUCAGGGCCAUUCAGGAGCAGAUGAAGCUGCACGGUCAGGAACCAGUGUCCUUCCAGGAUGUUAAGGACGAGGUCUUUGACAUGGUGAAGCCCAGAGACCCGUGCAGGAUCACGCUGCAGGACCUGGUCAACAGUUGUCAGGGCGACACGGUCUCCAGCAUCCUCAUCGACCUCAACGGCUUCUGGACCUACGAGAACAGAGAAGUGCUGGUCACUAAUGACACCGACAGCAGUAACGGCGCCGACCACGAUGACACGUGAGAGUCAGCGUGGCGUCCGUUCAGUGGAGACCGACUGGGUUCUAACUGAGGAACACGGUUGGUGUUCCGCUUUAUUUCACUCCAUUAAAAAGGACUUCAUGUUUGUAUAA
This is a messenger RNA of Cynoglossus semilaevis (tongue sole), 1735 nucleotides long. It is a transcript of the gene ppp2r3c, whose product is annotated as protein phosphatase 2, regulatory subunit B'', gamma. Gene Ontology annotation, biological process: T cell homeostasis; microtubule cytoskeleton organization; cortical cytoskeleton organization. The record is from RefSeq and is a predicted model, not a curated record. Lineage: Eukaryota; Metazoa; Chordata; Actinopteri; Pleuronectiformes; Cynoglossidae. The transcript has 13 exons. The coding region runs from base 256 to 1626 and encodes 456 amino acids. Gene Ontology annotation, cellular component: centrosome; spindle.